AUGUCCUAUGACAAGAUGCAAGUGGAAGACAAUGUUUCCUCUGUGACUCAAUUUGUACUCUUGGGAUUCUCUGACCUUCCCAAACUGCAAGGGUUACUAUUUGGGCUGUUUACCAUCAUUUAUAUUAUUAUCUUAGUUGGAAACAGCCUCAUCAUCAUAGUAACCAGGCUUGACCCCGCUCUGCAGAAACCCAUGUAUUUUUUCCUGGCCAACUUUUCCUCACUGGAGAUCUGUUAUGUGUCAGUCACUCUUCCUAGGAUCCUGAAGAACCUGUGGACUCAGGACAGAUCCAUUUCUAGGCUGGGAUGUGCCACCCAAUUGUGCUUCUUCCUUAUUUUUGCAGCCAUAGAAUCUUUCCUGCUGACCGUGAUGUCCUAUGACCGCUACGUGGCCAUCUGCAACCCCCUGCACUACCCUCUGGUCAUGAACCACAGGAUGUGUGUCCAGCUGGCUGUUGGCGCCUGGGUCAUCGGGAUCCCUGUCCAGAUAGGACAAACAUGUCAAAUAUUCUCUCUGCAUUUCUGUAACUCCAACCAAGUCAACCACUUCUUCUGUGACCUCCCCCCUUUGAUCAAGGUGGCCUGCGGGGACACGUCACUUAAUGAACUGUGUGUCUACUUAGUUGCUCUGCUUUUUGCCACAAUCCCCUUUGUACUGAUACUUAGUUCUUAUGUCAAAAUCAUUUCUACCAUCCUGAAAUUACCCUCAACUACAGGUCGGUGCAAAGCCUUCUCCACCUGCUCUUCCCAUCUCAUAGUUGUGGUUUUAUUCUUUGGGUCUGCUUGCACCACCUAUUUCAUGCCCAAGUCCAAUCAUUCUGCAUUAACUGACAAACUGCUCUCUCUUUUCUACACCAUAGUGACUCCCAUGCUUAAUCCCUUAAUAUAUAGCCUUCGGAACAAGGAUGUGGUUUCAGCACUGAAAAAAUUCUUCCUUAAAAACUAG
Condylura cristata (star-nosed mole) is the source of this 945-nucleotide messenger RNA. RefSeq names its product olfactory receptor 10AG1-like. The record is from RefSeq and is a predicted model, not a curated record. Gene Ontology annotation, biological process: G protein-coupled receptor signaling pathway. Gene Ontology annotation, molecular function: G protein-coupled receptor activity; olfactory receptor activity. The transcript has a single exon. Gene Ontology annotation, cellular component: membrane. Bases 1 to 945 code for a protein of 314 amino acids. Lineage: Eukaryota; Metazoa; Chordata; Mammalia; Eulipotyphla; Talpidae.